Messenger RNA from Rhizophagus irregularis DAOM 181602=DAOM 197198, 11895 nucleotides. The record is from RefSeq and is a predicted model, not a curated record. Lineage: Eukaryota; Fungi; Glomeromycota; Glomeromycetes; Glomerales; Glomeraceae.
AUGGAAAGAAAAAAAACAUUUAAUUUUCACGUUUACUUGCCAGAAAAUAUUGAAAAAAUUGGGCAGCCCGUAGUUCUUGGUGAUGCAGACGAACUAGGAGCGUGGGGAAGGCCUAUUGUAAAACUUCGUCAACAAAAUCGAACUUAUUGGAAAUCUGAUCCUGUUUCGAUAUCUAUUAUAUCUAGUAUUCAAUACAAAUAUGCUAUUCAUAUACCUAAAUCUGAUCCUACAUCCAGAAGAGAAAAUUUUGAAUUUGAAGGAUUUAAUGAAAUUGAUGCUGGAGAUAAUCGUACGUUGGAUGUUCAGAGAAACGAUCAAUUUGAUAUAUGGAAAAUACGUGAUGAUUUUUCUUUUAUAGAUUAUAUUUAUAAUUCUAUCGAAAUUAAUAACCUUAGAGAUAAAGUUUUAGACUAUCAACACUUAUUGACCCUCCACAGUGAUCUUACCAUUCAUGCAUCAAAUCCCAAAUUUAUUAUCGAUCGAAUUGAUGACAAUAUUACAGAAAAACGACUGUUCUUAUGUAUUCUCUUAGGGUAUUAUAUUUCAAAAAGAGAAGGCUUGUCCUAUGAACUUCCGGAUAAUUUCCCAUCUAACUUAUUACUUAACGCGCUUGAGAAUUAUAAACAAGAAAGUUUGCCUUUAGACGCCAAAGAUCAAAUGUACACUGCUAUUUUAGCUUUAAUCCAGCAUAAUGCUUUUCAGAUGAAAUUCGAGUGGCUUAUUAUCUUUUCAAUUGCGACUAACGUUGAUCCCAAUUAUACCUUCAUUAAUCACUUAAAAGGCUUAAAGUAUUCUAAUGAAAAUUUAACAAAAUUUAUUGAAAGAUAUAAAAUCAUUAAAACUUAUACUGAGAAUAUUAAAUUAGAAUCUUAUGUUGAAAUCGCAAAGUGGUUACUCCAAUUAUGUCACAAUAUUGACUCUCUUUUAAAAAUUUGGAAUGAUGUUCUUGUUCAUAACAACGAAAUUGAUUGUAAUCUUUUUGAGUGUUUUAUUGGACAAAUUCGAUCUCAUGGUGAUGCUGUUGCCUUAGAAUGCUACUUUAGAAGCCUUUCGAAAGAUUAUCGAGACCGUGUUUCAGGAAUCGUCCGAAAUCAAGUUAUAUCUUUACUUGAAAGUCCUAAUAAAAAGUGGACAUAUGAAAAUAUCGAUGCUAUUAAAAAAUUAUUACAUGAUAAUAGUCUGGUUUGGCACAGAGAUGAAGUUAUUCAAUCAUUAGAGCUAAUAUCUCAGUCACAUACUUUGGAAUUAUUAAAAAUAUUUCCUGAAAUUUUAGACGAUUGGUUCCGUAGUGAUUUUUCAGAUACCAAAGAGAAAAAGAUACCAAAAAUUUGUGUAAUUUGGUUUAAAAAUCUUCUCUCCAAACUCGAUACAAGCACAAGUAAUAAAAACGAGAGCAAUUUUAUUUUUUUGGUAUUUCAACAAUUAGAACUUAUGCAUCCUUUGCUUUGCCAAAGGAUUAAUAUUUGGCGAGAUUUGACAACAAUUGCCAUAGAUAGAGUGAAGAAUUGUUCAGAAGACCGAAUCUUUGCUGCAACAAAAUUAAUAGUACAAAUAAAGCAAGAUAAUGUUGAAGUAUUAUUUUUAGAGAUGGUAAAAGACAUGUUAAAUAAGUCUACUCAACAAACUUAUGAUCAGCUGUUGAAUAAGAUACGCAUUAUUUGCGAUUGCGAAACAGCCGAGAUUCUGGACGUUCCAAACAUGAUAAGCGAAGAUAUUUUGUAUCAUAUUAUGACUAUAUUGCAAAGCCAAUCGACUGUAUCCAGCGCUUCAGAACAUUAUUUGAAUAUUUUAAAGGCUAGUAAAUUUUGGAAUAUUAUAUUACGCGCUAUUGGAAACGUCGCAAAACUUAACUCAAACCCAUUUGUUAAAAUUAUUAAAAUGUCUAUUAAUGAACUUGCUGGAUUUCUUCUUGAAAAAACUAUUGAUGUCCAAUUAUUGCAAAAAAUUUUAGAAUUUAAUGACGAAUAUCUAUUUCGACAUUUUGAUGCGGCUGUUGCUGAGAAGAAAGCAUUAGGAGACGUAAUCGUUUCUCGAGAUGAAAUUGCAAAACUUAGAAAGAUAUGUAAUAAUUAUCAAAAUCAACUCGAUGUACUUUCCAAAUUUUAUAACGGAUUUUGUCCAAACGAUAAAGUAACAGAUGUAGCUGAUUAUAUUCGAGAUUUAAAACAACAUUUGCAAAAUUCAGAUAAAACAAAGGUGAAACAAGUGCUCUUAUCAGAUCAUUGGGCAUUCCAUGAGAAAACUAUGGACAGUGCAAGAAAUUGCUACAAAUUUAAUCGAUCUCAAGCUUUUCGAAAUAUCUUCGAUUUUUGUAUUAAGGAAGACGCUGCUGCAAUAAACGUAGAAUACAUCGCUCAAAAAUUAAUUCCAAUUGUCUUUGAAAAGUAUAAUGCUAUGUGUAUACAACUUAAGGAUUGGGAAAAGUUCAAAUGCUCAGAAGCAUCUUUGCUUUGGAAAAAUGUUACAGAUGUUAGUUCGGAGCUUGAUUUGAUGGAAGGCUGUAUAAUCUCUAAAAGUCAAAGGUUUGUGCAGACUCUUGAUUAUCUUUCAAAAAUUCCUCAUUGGGCCCAACGACUCGAAGAGCUAGAAAAGGUCGUGGAAAUGGAAAUCUUCAAAGUACCACACAAUGAAGAUGAUUGGCUAUCAAAAGCAAUUCGUAUUUUAAAAGAUGAUUCCAUGCACCUUGGGCAAAUUAAUAAUUUUUUCGAUUACCUUGAUAGGAAUCUUUCUAAUGUUAAUCAAGAUUGUUGGAAAUUGAUAAAAGAGUUAUCAAGCGCUGAAGAAUUUUUAAGUUUCUUAAAAAAAAUUGCCGAACAUGAUAUUAAAAAUCUGAUUAAUGGUGUGUAUGAUCAUUCGGAGGAAAGAUUGAUUCAAGAAGAUACUGUUUCAUCACUCAUCCAAGUUAAACAAUUUUUAUUUCCUCUUAUGAAUAAAAAUAUGGAAGCUAUUUCUGAUUUGUUGAAAGAACUAUUAAAUGUCAUUAAGAAGAACUAUACCUUAGGAGAAAAGAUUGCAUUAUGUAAUAGUAGCAAUAUGGCGCUGCAAAAUAUGUACAAUAAUAUUCAAAAUCGUGGAGAAGUUACUAAAGAAAAAAUCAAGAAUGCCGUAAUUAAUGGGACCUUCACAUUUACACUUAACCAAAAAGAAGACAAAUGCUUAGUUUCUUUACAAUAUCCCUCUAAAUCUAAUGUGAAAUAUAAUCUAAACGAAAUAUUAGAUUUACGUGGACGGGCUCUUUUGAUUGCAAACCAAAAAAAUUCGGAUAUAAUAAAUAACGAAGAGGCAGAAAUGUCCAAAGAUGUUAUGGAUAAAUUUGUUGCCCAAGUUGAUAUUGUUCAAGAAAUAAUUAACAUAGUGUCCAUGUUAAUACUAAUGGGGCAUUUUGGUUAUAGAAAAUUCGAAAAUAAAUUACAAGGAACGGAUAAUAUGAAAGAUUACCUGAAAUUUUUAAAGGAAGAACUUAAAGAAUGGCAAAGUAUAGUAGAUCGUGCACAACAAAGAUGUUAUUAUUUGACAUUCUUUUUCGCUCGCCACAUUUUAGCAUUCUAUGAUUAUUUCACGUCAGAAAAAUUAGAUAAGGAUAAUGAAGAAGAAUGCAAAAUAUUGAUUAGAUUUGUAAAUAGUAAAGCCCAAUUACCGACAACUCGUAAGGAUAUACAAAAAAUUUUACGUGGAUCUAAAAAUUAUCUUGAAAUUCUUACCGAAAUUGGAAAUGAAUUAGAAAGAAUUUCUAGAAACGUUCCAAAACAAUCUCGUAAACCUAAAGCUGCUGGGCAACGCGUAAUGUCAGAUAUUGUUACAAAGGGAAAAUUAUUUGUUGCGGCUUGUACUGACAAAUCAAGAGUUUCAAAUGUUAUUAUGUCAUUGUAUACUAAUCAUGGAUAUUAUCCCGAGCCGUGGCAACUCCUCAUAUGUACUUCCAUAACUACAAUGGAAGAACUUACUAUUUUCAUUAAAAGAAGUUUUUAUGCAUCAAAAAAUGGAUAUGAAAAUCACUUAUUUUGUAUUGCAAAUUUGGAACUAUUGGAAUUUGAACUACAAUAUAAUUUAGUUAACCAAAUUAGAUCAAUGCAAAGAAUACAUGAUCAAGAUAAGGAAUAUCUUUUGGCGCUUAUUUGUUGUAGGGAAACUGGAAUGCAUCAUCAUAUUUUAGAUCAAUUUUCAUUGGAUGUUCAUGCAACCAAUGGUUUAAUUACUGAUACAAUGAGCCAAAUUUAUAGAGAAUUGUGUCAGAAUGUUAUACGUGUUUCUUCCGACUUAUCAGGACAAGGUAAAACUGAAUGGAUUAAAGAAGCUAGUUUCGCUAAAAAGAAAAUUCCUCGUAGCAUAUUAAUAAGUGAUGAUAUGGAGUUCGGUAGACUUGUACGUCAAUUCAAAAAAUGUAAACUCCGACCCGUAGAAAGCUUACAUAUUAAUAUAGUAUCAUCAGACCAUCCUGAGGAUGUUAACAUGUUCUUAUUUGAGUUAUUAACUUUGGGUAUAGUUUUUACUAAUGUUGAUAUAGCCUGCUUACCUCCUUCGGAAACGCCCACAUAUAUAUUUAUUGAAAUAGCUUCAACAACAAAGCAACAUUUACUUAAUUCUCUUCCUAUGGCAAGUUACUUACUAUUCAAUCAUUUGUCAUGGAAUAUUAAGAAUUUGAGAGUUUCUCAAGAAAUCAACAGUCCAAUGCAGGUUGCUUGUAGUUACUUGAAUUUAUUAGAUCGUAAUGAAAUAGAUACAAAAGAAACUCUUUUCCGGAUAGAUAAGACAAUCAAAAACCCAUUACCAAUAGAACGCUGUCAAAAUCUUAUUGCAAAAUAUUUCUUUAAUAACAAAAAUGCUGCAGAUAUUUCUUCAUUUAGAUUUGUUGAAAUAUUUAUUAAUGUACUUGCUGAUCAAUUGCUUCGCCUAUCAUCAAGUCAAUUCUUUACUGUAGACAAUCUUACAUUAAUGGUAAAAGAAACUAAUAUUAAAACUUUAAUAGUAAAAAGCUUAAUAGAUGUUUCAAAAGAUUUCGCGACCAGAUCGGUUAAGACCAAAGUGGCACAAUUAGAAUCUAUAGCUGCAGAUGCUAACAAUGCCCGUCUUAGUACAAUUGUUCAAUGGGAUGAUUCGAACCAUAUUCUAGGAUUCUUCAAUUCUCAAAAACUAAAUACCAUCUCAGCUUUAUAUCGUGACAGAAAAAAGGUUCAUGAUAAUGUUAAGGUUUUACUAAAAAGUCAAAUAAUUGGCGAUCAAACAAAAUGGGAACUAGAUGAUUAUAAUUCGAUGUCCACAAAUGCCCUCUUCGUAAGGUUGGAAUAUUUGGCACGAAGAUCGACGGAAAAAUUAGAACUUCCUGAAUAUGCUUUGUCUGGUGAUAAUUUAAUAAAGAUGGCUUUAAUUCUUCUAAGAACACGUGCAAACAUUCCGGUCAUAGUUUGUGGUGAAGUAGGGUGUGGCAAGACAAGCUUAAUUACCUAUUUGGCUAUGAUGGUCGAAGUUCAAUUCUUAGCUCUUAAUCUUCAUGCUGGAAUUGAUGAAGGAAUUAUUAUGAGGUUUAUGAAUGAUGCUUUGAAAAAAGCAGAAAAUGGAGAAAUUUGGUUAUUCUUUGAUGAGAUCAAUACUUGCAAUCAUAUAGGUUUACUUGCAGAUUUAAUAUCUCAUCGAAUGCUUAAGGGCAAACCUAUACAUCCGAAUAUUCGUCUAUUCUCUGCCUGCAAUCCAUAUCGUAAUCAUACAAGAAUUCAAAGUGAAGCUGGUUUGACAAAUAAGGUGAAAAGGUAUGAAGAACAUAGCAAUCUUGUUUAUCAAGUCAAACCACUUCCCGAUCAAAUUAUGGAUUAUGUAUGGGACUAUGGUGUAUUAAGACCAAAAGACGAAUUAAAGUAUAUUGAAAUCAUGGUUGAAAAAGAAUUAAAAAAAUUAGGACAUCCGGUAUUUGCCGAACUUUUAUUUGUUUCUCAAAAAUUUAUUCGAAAGGUUGAAGAACCAUAUAGUGUUAGCUUACGUGAUGUUAAACGAGCUAUAACGUUGGUGAAAUUCUUUUAUAAUUCUAUUGAAAAUCGUCCGGUUUACAAGAAGGGUCACAAAUAUCCACCACCUGGAAAUCCAACUAUAACAACUAGAUCUUAUGUUUUAGCACUUAGUCUCUGUUACCAUUCUCGAUUAUAUGAUCAAAAUUUACGCAAACAAUAUCGUCGCGAAAUGGGACAAAUAUUACAAAAUCAUGAAGAUUAUAUAGGGGAGCAUAUGUUUGCCAAAAUUAUUCGCGAAGAACAAGAAGAUUAUAUUAACAGGAUGCAAUGUCCACUUAAUACGGCAUAUAAUGAAGCUUUAUUAGAGAAUGUUUUUGCUAUGAUUGUAUGCAUUUUGACACGAAUCCCACUGUUUCUUAUAGGGACCACUGGCUCUUCAAAAUCUUUGGCAAUUCGUCUUAUAAGUUCGAAUUUACGCGGAUCUGAUUCAAAUGAUAAAUAUUUCAGAAAGUUACCACAGAUUUACAUGAUUCCAUAUCAAGGAUCUUCAUCUUCAACUUCUGACGGUUUAAUAAAAGUUUUUGUUAAGGCAAAUGAAUAUCAAGAAACGACUUCUAAACAAUUUCCUGUUAUCAGUGUUGUUUUACUUGAUGAAGUUGGUUUGGCUGAAACAAGUCCUUUUAAUCCAUUAAAAGUACUUCAUUCUCUGCUUGAGCCGAGCUAUCCGGCCACAGGACCAACUGUUUCAGUGAUAGGAAUAUCUAGUUGGCGUUUAGAUAAUAGUAAAAGUAGCCGCGCAUUACUCGUUCAGAGGCCACAAUUUAGUUUAGAUGAUUUAGUUGAUACUACUGAGCGCUUAUUAAAUACAAGGGUUAUUGGUUAUGGACAAAGAGACGCUUUGGAACCUUUAGCUAAAGCAUAUAUGGAUUACGAAAAAAAUGGCCAAGCUUUGCCUAACUUUCAUGGUCUUCGCGACUAUUACGCAUUGGUCAAACAGCUUUCAUUAGAUGAAAUGACUCCAGAGAAUAUACAAGUGGCAUUGGCUCGCAAUUUUGGAGGAACAGAAAAUAACAAAUUAUACGAAAAAUAUUUUGGAGGCGUACUUAAGACAUUUAAUAAUCAUAAACCAUGGUUUUAUAAACAAAUUUCUGUUAAAAAAUUGAUCAAUUCAAAUUUAGAUGAUUCUGAUGCACGUCAUUUAAUGGUUAUUGGUAAAAGUGACUCGAUCGUAAAUUUAUUAACUUAUCAGUUAAAACGAAGAGAUUUGGAUCCCGUUGUAAUUUUAGGAUCACAGUUUCCUGACGAUCAGGAUGAUUAUUCUUACAGUGUUUUAAGUAGAAUAAUGAUGUGUGUAGAAGCAGGUAGACCAUUGAUUCUAACAGACUUAGAAAUAAUUUAUGGAAACCUUUAUGAUUUAUGGAAUCAAAGUUAUAUUGUAGUAGGAGACAAGGAUAAUCCUAAAUACUUUACACGAGUGGCACUUGGGGCGUAUGCUAAUCCUAUGCUUUACGUUUCGCAGUAUUUUAAAUGCAUUGUUGUUAUGGAUGAGAGUAAUUUAACUUCGGUUAACCCCUCACUUUUUAAUCGAUUUGAAAAGCAAAAAUUGUCAAUAAAUGAUAUGCUUGACGAUAAACAAAAAUUACUUAUUGAAUAUUUAGACAAUUGGAUAAAGCAAAUGUCAACUUUGGUUAAAACUAAUUCAGGGAUUGACUUAAAUAAUAGAUUCACCCGAAGGGAUUUAUUCAUUGGAUUUAAUAAAGAUGAAACUUUACAAAGUUUAAUGUUUUACAUUACAAAGAAUAAUCUCGAAGCUAAUGAUAAUGAGAUUUUAGAAAAAUGUAAAGAAUCAUUAAUUGCAAUAGCAUCUGCUGAUGGAAUUAUAAGAGCAGGAUUAUCAAUUUUAGAACAAGAUGAAGUUGAUCGGUGGAAACAUGUUUAUUUCAAUCAACAACAUCAUAAUGGCCUUUCCAAUUAUUUUGACGCCUUAUUUGAUCAAGAUAAAUUGUGUUCAGAUCCUAAGGGACAAUUAGUGAUUAUAAACACAUUUUCUAAGAUAACAGUAGAUUUUAAAUCUUGUUUACAAGAUUAUUUAAGAUAUCAAGUACAUAAUUUGUCGACCAUUAAGACCGAAGUUCAAAUAUCGAAAAUUGUAAAAGAUUUCUUUUUUGAAUCAAUAGAUCAAGUUUUAAUUCUUCAGUGUGAUAUUAAUACUAUUAAUAUUAAAUGUGUCAAAUUAGUGAAGUAUAUUAUUGAACAGUUUCGAAGCGAGUUUUUGGCCAAAAAAGAAACAUGUGAAAUAAAUACGACUAUUAAGCAUGCAUGUAUAAUAUUUCAUAUUCGACGAGACUAUGAAUCAAAUUUAAUAAAAUCUAGUUUUAUUUGCGGCUGGAAACAAAUUACUAUUGAAUCGUUAAAAUCAUCAGAGGCACCGUUAGCGAAUUUUUUGGAUAAGUCAUUAUAUAAAACAAUUAAUUCGGAGCUUUUUGAAAAAAUAGUUGAUUCAACAAUGCCAUUUGAAAAAAUUCUUAAAAAUGAAUUAUUAUGGUGUUUAUCAUGUAUAAAAUAUCAACAUUCCAAUGUAAAUUAUAUCAGUACGUUGGGUAAUCAAAUUUUAAGCAAUUCGAUUUUUGUAAAUUGUAUUAAAACUAAAACUUUUGAAUGGGUUUUAGAAAAUUGCAAAAAUUGGCAAUAUGAAAUAGUUUUAGAUAAAACGUAUUUAUCAAAAUUUACUUGCUUAUCACUGGCUUUACAAGAUUAUAUAAGAAUAAUUAUUAAGCAGACUGUUGCUAAAAUUAUAUAUUCACUUGAAAAUUUAUCAGCAGUAGCUACAUUUUUCAAUUAUAACAAUAAGGAAUCUAAAAUAAAAAAUGAAUUAUCCGAUUUAUGGAAACAUUUCUUUAUGGAUAAUACAAUAAUCAAUAUUAAUAGUUUAUGUGAACCAAAACCUUCUAUAUAUAAAAUAUCUCACUUAAUUAUUAAUGAUCUCGAAUUUCCUUUUUCAUAUUAUUUCUUUGAUCAAAUUGAUUCUUAUAAAAGGGUAUAUUAUGAGGAACUAGAUAUUUUAAAGCAAGUUUUAGAAAAUGAUGAUGGAUUAAUUGAAAAUCAUCUUGAAGAUUUUAAGAACAAUUUGAUUUCUAUAUAUCCAAAUUUUGAAUAUUUGCAAAAAUAUUCAGAGUUGUAUUAUAAUGAUUUUAUUAAAAUAAAUUUAUCAAUUUAUUCAACGAAAUUGGAUUUUAUUUUAAGACAUUUAAUUGGAAUAACUGAUGAUAAAAUUGUAAAUCCAUUUAUUCUUCAUACUCAUUGGUGGAAAUAUGCUGCAGAAAUUCUAAUUCAAUUAAAAUUGGCUGAAACAUUUCCAGAUCUUAUUACAAAAGCUCAGAAUGAUUUUAUUGUAUAUGGUAAACUUGAUCGAUACCUUUUCAAAGAAUCAAUUAAUUUGAUUUUACAAAAUAUAUGUGAUGAUAAACCAUGGAAACAAGAUAUGGAUUUUAUUUCAUCCAUAUAUUAUAAAAUUAAUGAUUCAAAGAAUUUUUCAAACUUGCACUUAUUAUUUAUAUGCAAUGAUUUAUUAAAUAUUAAUACAAUUCCAUUAGAAAAAAUCAAAGAAAUUAUUAAUUUAGGAAAAUCCACCAAAAACCAAGAAAUUAUUACAACUGAAAUUAUCAAUUUGGUAUUUAGUAAUUUAGACAAUAACAAUAAUGAAAUUCCUAUUACAUCAUUUAUUAAAAGAAGCCUUAACCUUAUUUCUUUGGAAUCAGAAAUUCGUUUAACUCUUUACAAACAUAUAUUUUCACAAUAUUCUUUCAAACUAAUGAAUAAUGGUAUAAUUAAAAAAAUAUUUACUACUGAAAUCCAACAAAACAAACAAAUAUUUUUCAUGUUAAUUAAAAAUUCCGAAAGGGCUUUACAACUUUCAAUUAGAUUGAAAACUAUUAAUGAUAAUAUUAACGACAUCAACUCAAAUAUGGCUGAGUCUUGCUGUGAAAUAAUUCAAUCAAUUUUCAAUCAAUUUGAAUUAAAUGAAUUGUUACCUUAUUUUAAGAAUUCAAUUGAAUCAUCUACAAAUCAAGAAGAUUUGCCUUUACAACAAAUAACUUCAAUUGCAUUUUUAAAAGAAUUUAUAAAUAAAUACUGGAAGAAUUACUUCCAAAAAGAUAAUUCUUUAUCCAAGUCAUUAAUUAAAGAAAUUAAUAAUGUUAUGAAAAUCAGUGGUAAUCUAUUUAUGCAUUCAAUACGAUCUUAUUUUAUGCUAAUUUUAUAUCAACAAAGUUCUUUUGAUAUAAAGCAACUCGAAAUAUUAAAGAAAGAGUUUACAUUUUUUAAAAAUUUUACUAAUAUAGAGUCAAUUACCAAUAUGGAAAUGUAUUUUCCUCCUAAACUUUGGAAAUCAAUCAUAAAAGUGAAUUUUAAAGAUUUUCAUACAUAUUAUAAUAAUAAUUUGGAUAAAUAUCCUUUACUUUCAGUAUUUUUUAAACAUAAUAAGAACUUAAAUUUCAUUAAACACCUUCAUCCAAUUAUUAGAUUUGUAAAAAUUUUAAGCUUUAAACUUGAAUAUCAUCUAACUAGAAAAACAGCUCAAAUUAUGACAUUUCAUGAAUUUAUUAAAAAAGAAUCUGCAGAUGAUAAUGAAUAUGCUAAUUUAAAAUCUUUAUUUGAAGAAUUUGCUAUUAGUUGGAAUUCUAUUAUCAGCCAUAUUGAUCAAUAUCAAUCUGAAGAAUUACUCAAUAAGCCACAUAUGAAUCUUGAACUUCCUGUAAUUUUUGGAUUAGUUGAACAAAAAAAUAAUGGAAUUUACUUAUGUGCAAUUUUAGACUUUUUAAUUAAAUUACACAAUGAAUUUUUAGACGAUAUUAUAAAUAUUCCAAUUGAAGAAUGUAAAAGCCUUGACUUUAUAAAGAAUUUGUCUUGGAAUUAUUUAAAUUCUAAAACGUAUUUUAUUAUAUCUACAGUAGCACAAGCACAAGAUAAUAAUUUUAUUAAUUAUGAAUGGAAUGAUAAGAUUUUAAAGUAUAAUCAAAGAAAUAUGGGUAUAAAGGGAAAUGUAAACUUUAUAUUUGAUUUACAAAAAAUCGAAAUGAAAUUAGCAAGAAAAUUAGUUUUUGAUAAAGUUUAUUUUAAAAUGGAAAAUAAUCAAUUUUAUUUAAAAAACUUUUCAUUCAAAUAUGAAUUAUUUCAUAACUCUCCAAAAAUUCUUUUUGAUAUUAAAAAAGUAUUACUACAAGUACCUAUCCCGGGAGAUAAAAUUCUAAUGAUAUUGACAUUCUUUCAGCAAUCAAAUUCUUCAUUAAUUUUAAAUAGUUCAACAAAUUCAGCUAAUCUAUCUGAAUUACUAUUUCUUUUUGAAAUAAUGCUUUGUUUUAUCAAAGAAUUAUCAAUUCAAAAUAAUAGUAUACCUAUUUUAGAUUUUGUUGACCAAUGGUUGAAAUUAGCGAGAUAUAAUAUAGCAACUAUAGAUAUACUUAAAGAGUUUUCUUUAAAACAUAUUAUUGCAUUUUAUGAAUUAAUUGAAGAACAAGUUGCUAAUUCAAUAAUUCACAAUAUAGAUGAUAAAUUUAAAAUUCCAUUAAUGCAGCAAAUGAAGGAUUCAAUCAAUAAGGUUGUGAGUUAUAAUAGUCAAAGUCAACAACUUAUUCCUGCUAAAGCAUUGGCUCUUGCUUUAAAAAGAUUUAUUUAUAGAUUUUUAUUAGUUAAUUUUAAUAUUGAAGAUCAGAAUUUAAAUACAUAUAUUUUGGAUUUCACUUUAGAUUUGUGGACUGGUGAUAUUAAGCAAGAAUUGAUUGAAAAAUUGUUUCCUACUUGUUUAUUAGUAUCUCAUGCUUAUAAUGCUUACACAUUUAUUGUUAGUGAAAUUGAGAAAACAAUGAAGGGAGAAGAAAAUAAUGAAAGUUUUACAUCUGCAUCUUCAUCAACCACAAGAAAAAAUUUGAUUAAAAAAUUUAAGAAGUUUACAAGUUAG